UGCAGCAGCGAUCACAAUGCUGUGAGCAGCCGGACUAAAAGGAUUAAUACGGAUGUUAUACAGCACACCGACAGCAGCAAUCAUUGCAUGGGAUCUGUUUUCGCUUCUGUACUUCACGAUAACGCAAAGAUUAGACGGAAAUGCUCUCUGUGGUCGCAUUAAAGCACUUCUAUUUAUCUGAACCUUAAGUUAGUAAUGUAACGUCAUCCAAACACCGGUGGUGGAGAAGGACAGCACCGAACACUGUUUUUGUCUGUUGAAUCAUCUGUCAGAAGAUGAACCGAAAGAAGGAUAAAGGAUUCGAGAGCCCUCGACCUUUUAAAUUAACUCACCAGGUGGUGUGCAUCAACAACAUUAACUUCCAGAGGAAAUCUGUCAUCGGUUAUGUUGAGCUGACAAUUUUCCCAACAGUGGUCAACCUGAACAGGAUCAAGCUCAACAGUAAACAAUGUCGCAUAUACAGAGUCCGAGUCAAUGAACUCGAAGCCCCUUUCAUCUACAAUGACCCCACACUGGAGGUGUGCCACCAUGAGUCCAAGCAGAGGAACCUCAACUAUUUCUCCAGUGCGUACACAGCAGCAGUGAGCGCUGUAGACCCGGAUGCGGGACACGGAGAGCUGGUCAUUAAAGUUCCCUCUGAACUCUGGAAACAAGGAGAUGAUUUGAAAGUUUUGAAGGUGUACAUUGAGUUUUCCCUGGACCAACCAAAAGGAGGUCUCCAUUUUGUGGUUCCUGAUGUUGAAGGCAGCAUGGCAGAGAGGGGCGCUCAUGUUUUCUCCUUUGGAUACCAGAACUCCACAAGAUUCUGGUUCCCCUGUGUGGACUCGUACUCAGAACUGUGUACAUGGAAGCUGGAGUUCACCGUGGAUGCAUCCAUGGUGGCGGUGUCCUGUGGCGAUCUGGUGGAGACGAUCUACACAAACGAUAUGAGGAAAAAAACAUUCCACUAUCUCCUUCCCAUCCCCACUGCGGCACCAAACAUCUCCCUGGCUGUGGGGCCAUUUGAAAUCCUCGUGGAUCCCUACAUGCAUGAGGUGACCCAUUUCUGCCUGCCGCAGCUGCUGCCUCUAUUGAAACACUCCAUGUCUUACCUGCAUGAGAUUUUUGAGUUCUAUGAGGAGAUCCUGACAUGCCGCUACCCUUACGCCUGUUUCAAGACCGUGUUUGUGGACGAAGCCUAUGUGCAGGUGUCCUCCUAUGCUUCCAUGAGCAUUUUCAGUACUAACCUCCUCCACAGUGCCAUGAUCAUAGACCAGACACCACUGACACGCCGCUGCUUGGCCCAGGCCUUAGCUCAGCAGUUCUUCGGCUGUUUCAUCUCCAGGAUGUCAUGGGCUGAUGAGUGGGUGCUGAAGGGAAUAUCCGGCUACAUCUAUGGGCUCUACUUGAAGAAGACUUUUGGAGUCAACGAAUACCGGCACUGGAUUAAAGAGGAACUGGACAAGAUAGUGGAAUAUGAGUUAAAGAUGGGAGGAGUUCUGCUGCACCCAACGUUCGGUGGAGGCAAAGAGAAGGACAAUCCAACCCCCCACCUUCACUUCUCCAUUAAGCACCCCCACACUCUGUCCUGGGAGUACUACAAGAUGUUCCAGUGUAAGGCUCACCUGGUGAUGAGGCUGAUAGAAAACAGGAUCAGCAUGGAGUUUAUGCUGCAGGUUUUCAACAAGCUGCUGAGUCUGGCCAGCACAGCCUCGUCUCAGAAGUACCAGAGCCACAUGUGGAGCCAGAUGCUUCUGUCCACUCACGCCUUCCUCAAAUCCAUCUCCAACGUCUCUGGCAAGGACAUCGGACCCCUCAUCAAACAAUGGGUAGACCAGAGUGCUGUGGUUAAAUUCUUUGGCAGUUUUGCCUUCAACAGGAAGAGAAAUGUCCUUGAACUGGAGAUCCGACAGGACUACACAUCAUCUGGAACUCAGAAAUAUGUGGGACCCAUUAAGGUGACGGUGCAGGAGCUGGAUGGAUCCUUCAACCACACAUUGCAGAUUGAGGAGAACAGCCUCAAACAUGAUAUCCCCUGUCACUCCAAGAGCCGACGAAACAAGAAAAAGAAGAUCCCUCUGAUGAAUGGAGAAGAAGUGGACAUGGAUUUAUCGGCCAUGGAUGCCGACUCUCCUCUCCUCUGGAUCCGGAUCGACCCCGACAUGUCCAUCCUGAGGAAAGUGGAGUUCGAGCAGGCCGACUUCAUGUGGCAAUAUCAGCUGCGCUAUGAGAGGGAUGUAGUCGCUCAGGAGGAGGCAAUCUCAGCCUUGGAAAAGUUCCCGACUCCUGCCUCCAGACUCGCUCUGACUGACAUCCUGGAGCAAGAGCAGUGUUUCUACAGAGUCCGCAUGCAGGCCUGCUUCUGCUUGGCCAAGAUUGCCAAUUCCAUGGUGAGCACAUGGCAGGGUCCGCCAGCCAUGAAGUCCCUGUUUACACGAAUGUUCUGCUGUAAGAGCUGCCCCAACAUCGUCAAGACCAACAACUUCAUCAACUUCCAGAGCUACUUCCUGCAAAAGACGAUGCCCGUUGCCAUGGCGUUACUCAGGGAUGUGCAGAACCUCUGUCCCAAAGAUGUCCUAAACUUCAUCCUUGACCUCAUCAAGUACAACGACAACAGAAAAAACAAAUUUUCAGAUAACUACUACCGUGCAGAACUGAUCGAAGCGCUCACCAACUCUCUGACCCCAGCCAUCAGCAUCAACAACGAGGUGCGGACAGUAGACAAUCUAAAUGCUGACGUGCGUCUCAUCCUGGAGGAGAUCACACGAUUCCUCAACAUGGAGAAACUGUUGCCCAGCUUCAGAAACACCAUCACUGUCAGUUGUUUAAGAGCGAUCCGUCAGCUUCAGAAGAACGGCCAUAUCCCCAGUGACUCAUCACUCUUCAAGUCGUAUGCAGAGUACGGACACUUUGUAGAUGUCCGCAUUGCUGCACUGGAGGCUCUGGUCGAUUAUACCAGAGUUGAAAGAAGUUCCAUCGAGCUGCAGUGGCUUCUUAACAUGGUCCAGAAUGACCCGACUCAUUAUGUCCGACAUAAGAUUCUGGGCAUGCUCUCUAAGAAUCCACCCUUCACCAAGACGUCAGACUCAGCUCUGUGCAAUGAAGCGCUGGUUGACCAGCUCUGGAAGCUCAUGAAUUCAGGUACCUCCCAUGACUGGCGGCUGCGCUGUGACGCCAUGAGCCUUUACUACACUCUGUUCGGUUUGACUCGCCCCUCCUGCCUACCUCUGCCAGAGCUGGGACUGGUUCUUAACCUGAAGGAGAAGAAAGCCGUCCUAAACCCCACCAUCAAGCCUGAGCUGGGUGUCGGCCCUGUCAUGGACACCCCUGCCAGUAUAGGCAUCCACGGCGUCGGCAUGAGCUACGCAGCUGUGGAGGAAGAGCCAGAUCCUAUCUCAUUGGGGGUUUGCGGGGUGGGCCAGCCUCCUCAGGGCCUGAAGAGGAAAGCUGAGACCCCGCUGGGCUCCCCUCCAGAGCCGGGACAGAUCCUGCAGCAACAGGACGAUGAUGCACGAGGAGGACGUUACAAGAUCAGGUUCAACACAAUGGAGGAUGAAGACAUUGAUAUGGAGACAGUACACGACAGUCAGGCCUUCAUUCACCAUCAUCUCAACCUUUUAGAACGACCGUCUACACCAGGGAAAGAGCCUCCAUCUGUGGAACAAUCUAUGCUCUCCAUGCCUGCCACACCAGUGCCAUCCUUCUCCAAAGAGACCACCUCCUCCUCCUCCAAACACGGUGGCGAGCACGGCCACCACCAUCACCACCACCACCAUGAGCACAAGAAGAAGAAGAAGAAGCACAAGCACAAACACAAGCAUAAGCACAAACAUGAGAGCAAGGACAAGGAAAAGGACAGGGACAGGGACAACUCCCACGCCUACAGCAACAGCCCUGCUAGCGGAAGGUCUCUGCGCUCACCGUCGCUCUCUGAUUGACAGGGUUUUUAAACUCCUGAUGGUUCAGUCAGGGUUAAUGGGACACAUCAGUAGUUCAGUAGCAGGUUGCAAAGACAAUAAGUGGAAUAUUAGAGGUUCAUCUCCUCUUAACUCAGUAGUUUUGCACAGGAAUACUCAGAUAAGUGAACAUCAUUGAACUUCUGUGCAAGGAACGUUUUAUUUUGUUACUGAGACUUCAGCAUCAUUCACCACAUUCACUCAGCAGCUGUUUUUCUUUGACAUCACACUCAGAAAAAAAAUCAAAUAUUAUCUGAGUGUUUCAAUCAUUUUUCUGUUACCCUUUGAAACAUAAUCAAUAAGAACACUUUAGGUUGUUCAUAGCCAUAAACACCAAAUUUGUUCAAUCAUAAACUAAUGUUGGACAGGAGCUAAUGUUAACUAAUGUUAUUUGAGCUAUGGCUGCCAGUGUAAAUCAAUAAUAAUGAUUAGAUUAAGGUCCACAUUUAACAGAAUACUUUUUUGAUUGCAUGCUAUUUUGCCAUUUAAGGUGCAUUUGUAGUAAAGCUACCUUAGUGAGGUAGCAGCUGGAUAAUACUUACUGUAGCAUCUUCCUACUCUCACAGUGAUGGAAAACAAGCCUAAUACUGAUCCUUAAAGGAUCAAUAUGGAGAUUUUUUGCACUGAAAUAUCUAUAUUCAUUUAAAAAAUGACAAUUCCCAUGUUAUAUAUUUUAUAUUGAGGUCUUACAAUUUUUCAAAUAUAUACUAAAAUUUUCAAAGACAAAGAAUUCUUAGUUUUGUUUCUUUUUAUGGAGGCUAACAUAGGUUUCAAGUUCAAACUCCCCUCUGAAACAUGGAGCCCCACAUUUAUGUUUGAGAGCCCAGCCUUCUUCUCAAUACUGUCUUGUUUAAAAUUCUGGACUUUGUUAAAUAAAAACAGCACCUUGUAAGGCACGUUUACUGAACAGAAAACUAACUUUUUUAUCCAUAAAUUGCUCAGAAUGAGGGGGGGACUGCACUUAAAAGUGCAUUUCUCCGUCAUGCUGGAAUCGUUUCCAGAAUCAUGUGCGCUAGGAAAGAUGCAAGAGCACGUACUCAACUUGGGACCACUCCCAGCGUGAACGGGGAAGUGCACUUUUAAUGCAGUUCUUCCUUGUAUUGCAAAAAAUUAUUAAUACAAAAUGAGCAUAAAACAAAACAUUAAUUUUCUGUUCUGAGGUGUCAUUUUUAUUAGAAAGAGUUCUUAAUUCAAAACAAAAAAAAUUAACAGGUGAUGGAGCUGUGUGUAGACUAAAACUCUGACUAAAAAUAUUCGUCGACAGCGUUUUUUUCCAUGACAAAAACUAGACUAAGACUAACAAA
Molecule: messenger RNA, 5239 nt
Organism: Cheilinus undulatus (humphead wrasse)
Lineage: Eukaryota; Metazoa; Chordata; Actinopteri; Labriformes; Labridae
Gene: taf2
Product: TAF2 RNA polymerase II, TATA box binding protein (TBP)-associated factor
Exons: 28
Coding region: 276-3917 (1213 amino acids)
Biological process (GO): transcription initiation at RNA polymerase II promoter
Cellular component (GO): transcription factor TFIID complex
Molecular function (GO): transcription cis-regulatory region binding; chromatin binding; RNA polymerase II general transcription initiation factor activity
Source: RefSeq, a predicted model, not a curated record